Symbiodinium natans is the source of this 2946-nucleotide messenger RNA. Lineage: Eukaryota; Dinophyceae; Suessiales; Symbiodiniaceae. The record is from the annotation of a GenBank genome assembly.
AUGCUCCAGGCGGACCAUGGCUACAACAGAGAGAACUUCUUCUUCGAUGGCGAGCAAAGGAUAAAACGCGAGUACCAAGGCCAGCUAAUGCGAGUCAAGCAGUUCGAACUCUUCAGAGAAGACAUACGUGACUUGAUGGAGCUCACCGUGGCCAAAAUGGACAACUACUUAAUUGUCAACACGAUCCAGAUUGGUCUCGUCGUGGUGCUCUUCACAGAAGGACGCCCAGAACCAGGAGUGUCUCCUCCAUGGCUACUCUUCUUGUGGGCAGCCUCUGGUGUGGGUUCCUUCAUGUACAUAACCCUGUGCAUUUGGCUUGCAAUGCACGCUUCAAUUUGUUCCCAUUCAUUCUGCGUGCGGAUGCUUACGCAGUUGGUCCGUUUGCCCAUUCCCAGCAAGGAGCAGAUGGACGCAGCCCGUGUUCUGGCGACGGACUUUGAGGGCGUUUCGGCAAGGGAGAUGCUUCGAGUUCCGGUGGUGAAGCAGCAGUUGAAGAAGCUGCACAAGCUCGUAGACCAAGCAGGAUUGGAGGAAGGAGACGCCGAUGCUUCCAACGAUGCAGCCAGUGACCCCGGAGCAGAGGAGACCAUGCUAGACUCCGAAGGGCAGCCUGUGGCCACGGACACCCUCAGCCACGUGAAGCUAUAUCGGCGGAUGCAGGCCAACUGGCAAGCCUAUGAUGCAUAUGCGCGAGUGAGCAUGGCCAUGGGCACCAACCAGUUCCUGCAGCAACUUGGCUACACCUGCCUGAUCGGCUUUGUGUCGGAGAACGGGUCGGUGCUGCCUGGCAUGUGUUCUGUUCUGGUCUUCAGCGUGUGCGCGGCGCUUCUCGUUCGACUGGACCUCUACGUGUCAUCCCAGUCACUGGUGAUGGCUUUGGUCUUGAAUACGCUGCCAUCUUUCAUUGCUGGCAUCUGCCUCAUUCUGACCUCGUUGAAGGAUCACACUUACUUGCAAUUGUUGGGAGAUUCCCUGGUGCCUGUCCCAGUCUUUCUCCACAUCGUGUGGCUGUUGGUGCUGCUUCUGUGGGCGCAGGGAAAGACCAUCAACGGAAUCGCCUUGCCGACAACCUUCCGCGCAGUGCUCUAUUUGGAUGUUUUUGGGUGGCUCAGCGCAAGAAGCCCGCAGGAGCUCUCCUUCACUCGGCAACAGACGCAGCGAUCAGCUGAGGAGGAUGCCGCCACUGGAGCCACUGCAUCCUUUCGCCUCAGCGUUGUCAGAGAAGAGGAGCCAUUGCAUUCUGACAACAUCCGUGUGCCCUUCUUGCCAAGUCCCGGUUCUGAAGAGGGACGACGCGGACUCAAGACUUCUUUGGCUCGCAAGUGCCGGGAGCUGAAGUCCGAGUUGCAGCAUGACCUCGGCUGCUUUGAGCACGAGGGCCUGGCGAGCCUCAUGUCCGAAUACGACAAGGAGGUGGUCAAUGAGAUGCGCCAGCUCAUGGACCGCUUGGAUGCGAGCCUGCAGGAGGCAGCUCCGGAGGCACGCGCCGAGGUUUCGCAGCCAGAGCAGCCAGCUGAUGUCUGGGUGCAGCUCGAGUGGAACACUGCCGGGCAUGGUGGUAUGCCAUUCUAUCGCCAAGUGAACUCAGAGGACUCAAGCGUUGUUUGGACAAAGCCGCCAGCUCCAGCAAAGGUCCUCGACAUGUACGAAGUCAGGCAGAGGCUCGGAGGCUUGGAAGUAAUGGUUCAGAUGCUCGUUUCCGAGUUCCAGGCUCGUGAGGAACAGGAAUCCAUCGCAUCCGUCGCCUCCUCGUCCUCCGGUUCAGUUCUGCCCGAGCCUUCGAGGCCGGCGGGCUCCGCGAUGUCGACGGCCUCCAGUGAGGUGGACUCCCUGUGGCACAACCCGCCCGAUCUGGAAACUGGCGGCCCGUCUUCGCAGGAGCCACGCUUUGGUGGCGGCGAGGCUGCGGUGCAACUGACCGAAUCAGAAGUUGGUGGCGGUCAGAGUGUUCACUCCAUCCCCAGUGAGGUAGCUGGUGGAGGCUUCCAUCCACAUCGCCUACCGGAAGGUGACCGUGCCAGGCAAAGGGACAAGGAGCCUGGGCGUUUGCCCUGGAGCACCAUUCAGCAAGGCAGCCUUGUUCUGAUAGCGGCCUGGAGUGCUGGAUUUGUGUGGACGGUUCUGCGGUUGCUUACUGACGUAGUGGACAUCCUGAAGCCGCCAGUUCCGAAACCGGCACCCAACGAAAACCUGGAGCUUGUCUUCGAUGGACCUUGGCCUCAGUUUUUCGAGCCUCAAGGGAUGGCUUGCCAGCUGGAGAGAGGGCAGCCCGUGUUCUGGCUUCAAGAGAAGUUUGCAGUUCAUCAGUUGGCUGCGAAUGACUGGACCCUAAGCGCCAGUGCUCACGAGGCGGAGUGCCUGUCGCAAGCGCCGCAGUUUCAUGCGGCUGGACUGCGUGGAAUUUCCAUGCAGUGCAGCGAUCUGCGUCGGAAGCAGGCCUGCUCUUCGAUGCUGGUUGGGACGGAUGGCAAUGUCUUGCUUUGCAAUCGCACGGCUCAAUGGAUAUCCUUGCACUCCGGAACCUGGCAAGUGGCUGCAUCUAGCGACACCUCUGGGCUUUGGGCAAAGAGGACGACAGAUGUGUCGGCCGGUCCGGCUUUCUUGCAAGAUGUCGGUGGCACAGGUGCAGAUCGAGCUUCCCGACAGUACGUUUCCACCAUGGAGCUGGGUCAGCAGCCCGUCGCCAGGACCCAGGAGUGGAUGGAUGUACUGGAGGACGGCGGCCUCAUUGCUCUCAGUGGCUCAGGAGUUCUACACGCAUGGAGGCCAACGUCUUCCUCGACCCGAUGGCUUCCAUCAGGUUGGUCCUUCGAGCUGCCCAGUCAGUUUGGACUGAGGUGGCGGGGCUUCUGUACAGUGGGACAGACCGCCUUCUUCCUGGGGAAGGGCCGUGCAGGCCGGGUGGAGCUUUGGAAGAUGGAGCUGCCGGCCAGCCUCAGAAACUGA